Messenger RNA from Guillardia theta CCMP2712, 1239 nucleotides. RefSeq lists its product as hypothetical. Bases 1 to 1239 code for a protein of 412 amino acids. The record is from RefSeq and is a predicted model, not a curated record. Lineage: Eukaryota; Cryptophyceae; Pyrenomonadales; Geminigeraceae. Gene Ontology annotation, molecular function: ATP binding; protein kinase activity. Gene Ontology annotation, biological process: protein phosphorylation. The transcript is spliced from 2 exons.
AUGGAGGGAGGCAGCAGCGCAAGUGAGGAGGGAGGGCAUGUGCGCAAGAAGGAUCCCAACAUUAUUGUGAUGCUCCGACACCAGAUAGCCGGGCGGGAGCAGAGCCUGCGGGAGAUGAGGCUGGUGCAGCAGAGGAAGAAGCAGGAGCUGGCGGAGGUGGAGCGAGACAUAUCUCUGCAAGAGAAGCAGAUACAUGAGCUGCAGCAGUACCUGGAUGCGCUGGUCAGUGGAAAGCCUGACCAAGGCAAACCUGGGAAGGAGGAGGAGGAGAUAUCCGUGGAGAUCAAGGAGGUCGGGGACGAGUUCGACGAGAUCUUGAAGAUGCUGGAGGACACUGAGAGUGAGAAGGAGGAGGAGGAGGAGGGGCACGAGCAAGGGGAGUCCAUCGACGAUGCCAAACUGCUGGACAUCGAGACCAAGGCGUCGUCCUCGGCGAAGAAGAAAACCUACGACAUCACCAAGGCUCCCUUCAACUUCGCUGUCGAGAUUGAGGUCGGCAACCUCGUCCACAGCGGCUUCCUGCACAUUGCAGGGGACCUCGACGACUUCUUUGACUUCGUCCGGCGCUCGGCGCUGGGGGGCACCAGCCAAGAGGGCGGGGGCUCGCAGCAAGAUGACCUGGCGAACAGGCUCUACUUCGUCGGCGGGACGUCGAUGCCAAGGAAGGUGGACAAGAGUGAGGUCUUCGAGGAGAUCAAGCAGCAGCACCUUCAGUCUGAGUCCUGGAUCUCCCUGGGAGCUCUCCGCCUCGUCCUCCUCGAAGUCGGGCAGGAUGUGGCGUCCAUCGUCAAGAUCCCGCCGCACAAGGGAUGCCCCGAUCCGAUGCCCUGGAAGCAAGGGAAGGUGCUGGGGAAGGGAGCCUUCGGGUCUGUUCACAUGGCGAUGAAGGGAGACGGGGAGCUGAUAGCGGUCAAGCGCAUGCACAUCGAAGCAGCCGACAGCUCUCUCUUCGCCGCCUUCGAGACCGAGCGGGAGCUGCUGCAGCAGCUGGAUCAUCCCAACAUCGUCCGCUACAUCUCCUCCCAAGUCGUGACCUCCUCCCUCGCCGUCAUCUGGAUGGAGUACGUGCCAGGGGGCUCUGUCGCCGCCAUCCUCCACGCCUUCGGAGCUCUUUCGGAGGAGACGGUGCAGCACUACAGCAUGCAGAUCCUGGAGGGCCUCAGCUACCUUCACGCACACGGCGUGAUCCACCGGGACCUCAAGCCAGGCAACAUCCUCGUCACUGUCGAUGGGUCGUGA